AUGGGUCAAGGAGCAUCGCACGAUACCCCGCAACUGACGCUGGAACAACUCUCCCAAACCAUCGCCCAACGCUUCGCGUCAAAAAGCUUCUCCCCGCUCGAACUCUACUGCUUUAACUCCGUCUUCCGCUCCCUCGCCGACACCGAAUCCGGCGUACAAUACUGGAGCGAAAGCACGCUAUGUCGUUUCCUCGAACUGCCUGAUGCGCUCGGCGUGGGCUCUGUUGUCUUCCAGAUGGCUAGCUACCUGGGCGCGUUUCCCCUUCCGAGCCAGGCGCCGGCUAUACUUACACAAGAGGCGUUGCUGAAGGUUGUUACGAUAUUGACGGAGAGGUAUGGGGCUGUGCUUAAGAAGAGGGGGAAGGAGAUUUGGUUGAGGGAGGUUUAUAGGAGUUUGGCAAUUUAUGAUAAGGGGAUUCGGUCGAGUUUGGAGGAUAAGGAGAAGGAAGUGGAAGAUAAAGCUAAGAAGGUGGAGGGCGGGAGCAGUAAUAUGGGGUGGGCGAUUGAUGCGCCGGACGAGGGAGAGGAAGGGGAGGACGAGGAUGAUGAUGAGUUGGUGCUGGCUGCGUUGGACUCUAUGGAUGCGAUCGACGCGUUUAAGCAUGGGGAGCAGACGAAUGUUCAUCAUUCGAUUAUACCGACGGACAACUUCCUCAAGCUGGUUCAGCUGCUGCUGCUUAUUGCGCCGAUCGAUGCGCAGCAAAGUCUCUCGUCACUGGCACCGGAUCUCUCAGAUAAGCGGGUCGAGAAUUUACGGCAGGCGGCGCAUGUCAUACUGUCGUCUUUCAACGUCGAGAAUCAUCCAGGAGUCACAUAUCGCACCUUCAACACUGUCGUCUCAACAACGAUGCCCUACUUGUUCAACGGCCUCAACCCACUAUUCGAGCACUUCCUCUUUGCGAAAGACUUCGAUCUCUCCAAAAAGAAGGCAGGUCCUGGCUCACCCACACAAGGGAGCAAGCCUGUGAUACCUCCGCCGAAGGCAGAACUGGAGCCAGUCUUACGGGAGCCGGGAGAGAUCUUGAACUUGACUACACUCAGCCAACUCUCGUUCUUCAUCAAGGGCAGCAAUCUCUUCCGCAGACUACGUCCACUAUACAGCGGCAACACCCACGGCUUCAGCAUGGGCUCCUUCGAAAAGCAAGUCUUCAACUGGCGCGCGCCUACCAUCCUCCUCGUAAAAGGCCGUCUCCUCCCUGCAACACCCUCUAGCACACGGGAACGCGCAUUACAAGACAUGCUCCCACCCAAACGCCACCCCUCCAGCAUAACAUCCAGCGCGCCCAACCAAACCCUCAUCUACGGCGCCUACAUAUCCUCACAAUGGAAACACACAGGCAAAACCUGUUUCGGCGACUCCUCCACCCAGCUCUUCCAACUCUCCCCCACCCACGACAUCUUCCCCGCCUCCACCUUCAGCAAAGACUACACCUACUUCUCCAAAUCGCCCACCCACCCCGCGGGCCUCGGUCUCGGCACCCCCAUCCCCACACAAACAGCCUCCUCAACACAGUUCUCGCACUCGCCCUUUCGCCCUGGCCCCGUCUCCCUGCACCUCGAUGACGCGCUCGAAUUCGGCAUCUUCACGCAUCUGUCGGAGGGCGGGGGCUCGUUCCAUCCGAGCAAGUUGCCUGGCAGGAAGAAGAGGGAUUGGCAGGAUCGCUUUGAGAUUGAGUGUUUGGAGGUGUGGGGGUGUGGUGGGGAUGAGGUUGCGGAACAGCAGAGGAAAGAGUGGGCGUGGCAGGAGAGGGAGGCGGAGGCGAGAAGGAGGGUUAAUCUUGGGACGGGGGAUGCGGAGAUGGAUAGGGAGUUGUUGAAAAUGGCGGGGAUUAUUUCGGGGGAUAGGAGUGGGGGGAGUAUGGGGUGA
This is a messenger RNA of Alternaria novae-zelandiae, 1866 nucleotides long. RefSeq names its product Restriction of telomere capping protein 5 (gene RTC5). Bases 1 to 1866 code for a protein of 621 amino acids. NCBI's taxonomy places the organism in Eukaryota, Fungi, Ascomycota, Dothideomycetes, Pleosporales, Pleosporaceae. The transcript is spliced from 2 exons. The record is from RefSeq and is a predicted model, not a curated record.